GAUUUUUUUUACUCUAAAUGUAAACGCUGUUUUCUCUGAAAUUGCAGAUUUUCCUUGAUCUUCUUUAGUUUGUACACCUUGUAAUAUAAAAGGGUUAUUUGUGGCAAUCAAUUUUUCCAUAGUGAAAUUCUUGCUCAUAAAUCACUAUCCUUUCUCUUCUUCUUUCUGGGUUGUGUUCUUGCUCAAUAACUCUUUUUUAAGAAAUAAGGCACAAUGCGUGCACCAUCAUUGCUUUCACAGUGUUUACCUGGCUGGUUGCCUCAUGACCGAGCCAGUCACAGCAUCACCAAUGUCUCAGAUAGAGAUGUGCAUCUCCCUUCUCAUGCAGUUGAGAUUCUCCCCUCAAAGAUGGCGCACCCUUAUAAGUAUGCUGAGGAUAAUGUAGAAAUGCAAGGGCUUAAUGUGUUCAAGGGAAGAAUUAGUGUUGCUGAUAUUAUUGGGUUCACUGGUUCUGAAAUGAUAUCUGCAAAGCCUGAUGGGUCUGUGAAAUCUUGGGACAACUCUAUUGAUCUUGUAAAUGUCCUUAAGCAUGAGAUUCGCGAUGGACAACUGAGUUUUAGAGGCAAGAGGGUACUUGAGCUUGGUUGUGGCUAUGGUCUCCCAGGAAUUUUUGCUUGCCUCAAGGGAGCUUGUGUGGUUCACUUCCAAGACCUGAAUGCAGAAACCAUAAGGUGCACAACUAUACCAAAUGUCCUUGCUAAUCUUGAGCAAGCUCGGGACAGCCAGAGCCGACAGCCAGAGAGCCCUCUUACUCCAUCAAGAUAUCCUCUUUCCCCAUCAGUGCAUUUCUAUGCUGGAGACUGGGAAGAACUUCCAUCAGUCUUAUCUGUUGUGAGGAAUGAUGCCUUUGAAGUGACAACAGGGAUGAGCCUGAGCUUCUCUGAGGAGGAUUUCAUGGAUGGAUGUAGUAGCGUUGAUGGUAGCAUCAUAGUUCAGGAAACUUCCUCAAGGCGAUCAAGAAAGCUUUCUGGAAGCCGUGCAUGGGAGAGGGCUAGUGAGAUAGAUCAUGGUGAAGGCGGGUAUGAUGUUAUUCUGAUGACAGAUAUCCCCUACUCAGUGACCUCUUUGAAGAAGCUAUAUGCUCUCAUUAAAAAGUGCUUGAGGCCCCCAUAUGGAGUAUUAUACUUGGCAACAAAGAGAAAUUAUGUUGGUUUCAAUAAUGGAGCAAGACACCUGAAAGGUCUGGUAGAUGAAGAGGGCAUUUUUGGAGCCCAUUUAGUGAAGGAGAUGACUGAGAGAGAUGUUUGGAAGUUCUUUCUCAAGUGAACAUCAACUUCAGAAUUACAGAUUCUAUUUUGCUCUAAAUACUGUAUUUGUAUAUUACAGAUCACAAGCGUCCUAAUUUUUUUUAAUUUUCUUGCAUAAUAAUGGAAUCAGAAUUUAAAUGUUUACCCAGUAGGCAUCUAAUUUUGCUGCCUUGUGUAAUUCUUUUUUUCUUUUAAAAGGAAAAAAAAAAUCUUUGUAAGAGUCUGUACAUUUUUGUUUGUAAAUCAAAACUUUCAGUAAAUCUAAGGUUCAAAUCAUGUUGUUUGUA
Messenger RNA from Hevea brasiliensis (rubber tree), 1534 nucleotides. Its product is annotated as histidine protein methyltransferase 1. Bases 214 to 1266 code for a protein of 350 amino acids. The transcript has 8 exons. NCBI's taxonomy places the organism in Eukaryota, Viridiplantae, Streptophyta, Magnoliopsida, Malpighiales, Euphorbiaceae. The record is from RefSeq and is a predicted model, not a curated record.